AGAGCGCGUUGUCGUUAAACUGUCCAUUCACGAGCUUAAAUGGGAGGUCUGUUGCUGUGGCAGCGGUGCGUUUAGCGUCACAUCACUCCGCGCUGGGACGGAGAGAAGCUGCGAUGAGCGCGCGCCUUAAAACUUUUAUUAGCAUACUUUGACUCCACUCCUCUCUGAUUAAAGCUCGCGCGAACAGCCCGCCAUCCUGUGGGAAUAUAACCUCCGUGGUAGCAGAUAACUGUCCUGACUGCGCGUGUGGCACCCCGCGAUGGAGGAGGACAACAGCGUCAUGCGAGACUUGAAGGACAUAGAGACGAAGUUGGGCCGAAAAGUUCCGGACAGUCUCUUUCGCUCUCUCGCCGGAGGGAAACACGACAAGUCCGCAGCGCCGCAUUCAGGGAACUGCAAAUGUUGCGCUAACUCUGCGGACUUAAAAAGACUGGAAAGCAAAAUGUUGUUUCUCAAACAGGAGAUGGCAAAUCUGCGAGCCAUUGACGUAAAGCUCAUGCAGCAGCUUAUGUCCAUCAACGAGGGCAUCGAGUCCAUCCGCUGGAUGAUAGAUGACAAAGGCAGUGUCACCAGCCAUGACGAUAGCCUGACCGGCAGCUUAUACAGCUUGUCGGAUAGCCAGGACGGCGCCUCGCUGCGAGGAAGCUUCAAUAGUUUGAACGAUGGUAACAGCGACGGCCUGGAUGGUCUGUCUGUGGGUAGUUACCUGGACACGCUAGCAGAGGACCUCCCGGAUGAUCCCUCGCCUACGGACCUUGAUUGUUUUGUGGAUAAAACGGUGAUCGAUGGCGACGCCUUUGCCAAAUCGCCUUUGAAACUCAGGGUGGAGUCGGAUGAAUACUACUGCUUUGGAUAAUAAUGAUAAGCUAAAUGUGGCGAUUACAGAGGGACUACUGUAAUUUGUGAAGAAUGGUUUCCAAAAGUAUUCUUCACUUUUAAAACAAAAUGCUUUUUUUUUUUUCCUCAAAUUGUAGCGAGAUGUUAGCAAGUCUUACCUGAUGACUAAUGUUACGUUUUACUUUCCUGACUCUGUCGAAACGACGCGCCUCUUCAAACCGUUCAUGCUUAACAUUCAUGUCUUAACACUUUAAACGCAGGUUAAUUGAAAGGGUGCUUUAUUAUGAUUCAAAGUUAUAGUUGUUUUCAGCUGUCCAAUACCUCACUGGGUGUAUCUGUCACACUUUUUAGCCUAAAAGUAUUUUCAAAGGUGGGUGUGGAAAAAGUAGAAACAUCAACUCAACAGCCGAUUUUCCUCUCCGUCUGUGGAAAACCCGACUCUGAGUUUGCGUCAGGUCAACCACAAUCAGCUGAUCCGAGAAACGGACUAGAUUGGGAUUUAGCAGCCAUUUGGAAAAUUGGGCAUUUCAUGCUGAGUGAUUCACGAGGUAAAACAGUUUCAAGUGGCAAAGUGAUUAGUCUAAGUGUCACAGCAAGUGCACUUUGCUUCAAUGCCAAAUCCUGAGCUCCACUGCUGUACGUGUGAGACUUUUAGUUCUGCUUUUUGUUUGUUUGUUUAUGUUUUUUACCGACAGGAGUUCCCAAGUAAAACUCUGCUCAGCAGUAGUAGUAGUUAAAGCGUGUAGCCUUAAACACAAGAGAUUCGUUGCACACUUAAAGCUCAGAUUCUUGACUGAAAACCAAAGCCGUUUGAUUGUCUCAUAGAUAAUUUAGGCCCUGCUUUAACAGCAGAUGGGAGGUUUAUAAACGGCGGGCAUAUGUGAGACACGUGUUUUGCUCUGCGGGCAGAUUUUAAAUUCACUGUUGUUGAAGAAAGGUUUAACGAGAGCGAUACACCGCUGUAGAUAAAUGUGUUAUUUUUAGCUUUAAAGCUCCUGUGUUGACGUGUCUGACAUUUGUAUUCACCUGCUUUUUAAAGCAAAAACUGUGUUUUGCUGUUUUUUGUUUUUUAUUUGAUUGCUAAUGACUCUGUUGUGGAAAAUGAAAUAAUAUAUUGUGAUUUUUCUUGCUCAUUGUGCUAAGUUGUUUCUUUGCUUAAAGAAAAAACAAAACUUCUAAGCAUGACACAUUCUGAACCUUUAGGUAAGCAUCCCGUUUUUAGAAACAAUCCUCAUUUUGGGAUCCAAAUGAGAUGGAACGUGAACCUCACAGUGCUCUCCUUUUUUAGCUGAUUGAAGUUGAGAAUAAUCUCUUAAUAAUGAGGUCAGACUCCGCGGUGCCCCGUGUAAUGUGCCGUGGAAAAUUACCCUUGUUAAUUCACAUUGUUAAAAACACGAAGAUGCUUCUAAAUUGGGCAAAUAGCUGUUUAUUUGUAGCCUUUAAAAUACCCAGGCUGUUAACAAAGGAGGAGUGUUUGGAGUCAUUUUCUUUGGCGCGCAUAAACUAGCGUUAUUAAAGAUGACAAAUCAUGCUGCCAGAAACUCACGAGUAUCUGUCAUCUGGGUGGAAUGACUGGACUGCGUCACUUGAAAGUAACUAAGGCAAACAAAGACGAGACAGAGCUAUUGCUGAAAUGCCAGCCAUGCAGAAUCGUUGACGGGCUUGUUAUGUUAUUCUCAUUUGCAAUGCAUCGCGCUGGCUCCUUAUCUUUCAUGUGAUAAUUGCAGUUCCAGACGGGCUAUAGAGGGAAAGUCUUUAUGGGAAAGAUGAGAACCCUGCUCUCAUUGGCCUGCAAAUGAAUGAGUGGCCUUUGCCCACUGUACUUCAGUAGUUGUUACGCUCACUUGGAAAUGCUGCCUUGCUCCCUUUGUCCACAGAGCUCCAUGUAUGCUGUGAGCCAGCGCUGUGACGAAUGCUGUUUAGGGUGUUUACUAAACGGUGGCAGCAAUCUCAAGAUUGGACACAAAGGACACUUUUAAGUGUUACAUUAGGUCCAGACAGAUAUAAUCACUGCAUCCAGGCACAUUAAGCAUGCUUUUAACUUUGUCUCGCUCCAAGUGCAAAGCAGCUUUAUUUGGUUUUACGCUGCCUUAUCUCUACCUCCCAGAGGCUUUGGCGUAGCUUAAGACCUGAACCGGGCUGAUUCCAUUAAAACCAAAAGAUCCACGUAAAUGGCAGCGUGACCUCCAUGUCAGCAAUUCAAUUAAAAACACAAACUAUUCUUUAAACUUUUCCAAAUGUAAUGUCCCAACAAAUAUAUCCAUGUAAUGACAACUGAUAGCUCAUUACUUGCAGGGAAACUGUUGAGACUAGAGUUAGUGGCCGUGAAAGAAUUGGACCUACCGAACAGGUUCUGUCAGUUUAUGCUGAAGGAGUCUGAGUCAGAAAUUCCCAAGUGUUGCAUGGUACACUACACAUGAACGGGAGCUGCCAUUUGCCCAUUUUCUGUGGUCUUAACAAGUGUACGUUUGCUACGUGAAAGGGACGACCAGUUGAUGGAGCUUUUAAGAUAAAGACAGCUGCCGUCUUUCAGCGCAGCAUGCAAGACUCAAACUUUCAUCAAGAUUAAACUUAAGCCCAUCGUCAUACCUCAUUUCCUCUUGAUGCCAACAUGUAAUGACAUCUUUAGAAAUUUAAGCAAGGAAUGCUGCUGUCAGUGCAUUAUUACAGUCAAGUUUGCAGAUUCUCCCAUCAGCAGCGACAGUCACACUAUGUGGGUGAAUGACACCAAGGCUUUGCAGAAAACAAACAAGAGGAAAAUCGGCUGCAGUCGCCCGUGUUCAGGGGGGGAAAAUACAAAACAAUGAUUUAUUCAUUCCCUUAGUUAGUCCUCCGUUACUUCACUUGUGCACAUAUAAUUCCACCGCCAUACAGUCGAGACAGCAGCUUCCAACGGGGAUCCAUUAGCAAAUUAGACACUGGGGUUGGACCUGUGCCACAAGAUGAAGGGAAACCAAUACCGUCUGGUAUCUGGGAAACUGUCACCACGGUACCAAAUGAGGAUACAGGAUAUGGGUACUGGAAUGGGGUUCAGGGGGUGGGGAGGGAUCAAAAGAGCCGGAGACGACGCGUACCCCUCAGACGGGAAGCGGCAGAUACAGGCUAAACAUGUCGCCUUAUUUUAUUCUACUUUAAUUAGCUUCUCUCUCUGCAGCUGUUUACUUUGUUUCAGAGUGCUGGAAGUUCUUCUGCAACUUUAUAUCAACUGGAAAAGUUAUAUAUGAAUAAAUAUCAGUGCUAAAAUAAUCUAUUUCUUUUAUACCAGGCUGUAGAAUGAAUGUGGCUCGGUGGGAUGUGCAGUCACACUUGUGGUGGACAGUAGUGCUUUAAGUUAUCUUUUCUCUUAUUUUUAGCUCUAUUACAAUAGCAGGCAAGAGGAGCUCCAUGCUGGGAAGUAAUGAAGCUGUGGAAAAGUUUCUGUAGGAAAAAUCACUUAAUGAAUGUCAAGGUCUGCUGUAAUGUUUUCCCUCGCAUGGCAUUUUCUGCAGUGCCGAUGGGAUGAUGGCAUGCAGAUUCAUUCUCGUUAGAUUAUUCUUUGCUUUAAAGUCAGAUAAACUUUCAAGAGAAGGUCUUGAAGGAGCUUUGUUGGCCGUCUGCCACGGUGUGAAUCUGUGAAUUGUUCUAAAAAGGCUUUGUGGAACUUUGCCACUCUUGGGAUCUGCUAUGUUCACAGCACAAGAUGCUUGAAACUGUUUCCGUCGCUGCAAAUAAUAGAUGUUAACGACGGCUGUCUGCGCCCUCUUAAAUUACUCUGCUGGCAUUUAGAGAAGUGCCCUUUGGGAGCUUCUGUAAACAUCACAUAGGAACAUCGGAGAAACCCAAAUACAGAAAUUGGACAGCUUGAGAACUUGUUGCCCUCCAGGCUGGUCAGGCUGCAUUCCAGUCAUAAAUAAGCCAGAGCUGAGACACAGCAGUAUUAGUUUAUCUGAUUACACCAAAACUGGAUUUUAUGAAACUUGAUGCAGAGUGCGCUAAAGCAAUAACUCAGAAAUUUCGGAUGCAGAGCUGGAUUUCUUCCUUUAAGAGUCCAAAAAAAGAGCGUUGGCAUUGGCAAAGGAUGCACGCUAAAUACAGGGAGUGCUUGGUUACUUAUCAGAUGUGCAACUACAAAGAUUAGAACAGUAACCCAUGAGACCUAAUCUACACUCUGCUGUUCAGGAAUCUCACUGGAUGUAACAAAUUACACCUAAUUCACCGUAGUGUUUUAACCGGUACAGUGAACCUCAAUUUGUUUAUUUUUCAACUCAACUCUUUUCUACACUUUUCGCUGCUUUUAUAAUUAGGUUUUUUUACUACUUUAGAGUAAAUCUGGUGACGCCAUAACUCAUUAUCUUCGGAAACUCCCACCUGUCAGUCAAACACAGAUACUGUAAAACACUGACGUAGGUUCUGGGUCAGAAAAAUGAAGUCAAUGGGGAAAUGCCUAAAAACCUGCAUUCUGUCUGAAGGCCAUUAGAUGGCGAUAGUUGUGGUUUCAGAAACACGUCCAAUCCUAUAGACGGGUUGUGUAAAAAUGCUGACUCACUUUAGAAGCCGUCCUCAAGUGGCCAUUUGAGGAACUGCAGUUGUUGGCUUCAGAUUUUUAAGUUGAUUUAAACUGAAAUUGAAAGUGAUAAGAUUUAUUUAUUUAGAUUUCUAAUCAGUAGUAUAUCAGUAAAAAGUACAAAAUGCUACUUUCAGCAGCUGGUCCCUUAUUUAGAAGCGAUCAGCACAGUGGGAAGCUCCACAUGCUUGGUUAGACAGACUGUUUUAAUCUAUUUUUUUUUACACUGGAUGCCCUCCUGAUGCAGUUCCAGAUGCAUUUAUGUCUCCGCCUGAGAUUGAAGUGGGAAUCUCUGAAAACUUUUGCAGCCAGCACAUCUACAAGCCUAAAAUUAUAAAAUACUCCACCAGUAAAAUUAGCCUAAGUCGUUGAAAGCUAACAUAGUGUAGACCCAAAACAUAAAAACUCCAUAGUUCGAGAUGAGGAGGGGAUGCAAAUUUCUUGGAGGGUUGUAUCAGGAAGGGCAUCCCACGUAAAAAUUUGCCAAAUCAAAUAUGCAGAUUCAUCUGGUGGCAUGACCCAUUAUGAAUAAGGGAGCAGCUAAAAGAAAGAUUAAGUUUAAAUCUUAGCCUAAACUGACAUUGACUUAGUCUGAAUUAAGGAUCAUGCCUCAUUGAAUUUAAAAUACAUUAAUACCACUAACAAUCAAGCCUGACUCUAUACUUCCUGCAUGAUCUCACAGUUUAUUGGAUUAGACUUAGAUGGCUAAUAGUAGUAUCUCACAACCAAGCCAAAUCUGUACCCUGCCAGUUAAAAGUUAAGGUUUCAAACUGAUUUUGCACGUCCUUUAUUAACACUUAGUAGCUACUAACAACUGCUCCUGAUAACGGAAAAUGAAAAUAGAUGAAAACUAGAGCUAAAAGAACCAGAAUCAUUGGUUUUUGAAUGUUGUUAUAACUGACUCAUACUGGUUGUGAAAGAAUUCCUUUUUUGUACACAGGCACAAACUGGUAGAACCAGUUUUACCCUAUGACCACCUCUAAUGUCAACAUGUCUCAACUGUUAAGGAUGUAUUCCACUGAAUGAAAUCCUUUCCUUUGUACUGGGAACUAAGGAUUGGCUAAUUAGUCAUCAGUAGCCACAAAAGUGUAACCUUUAUCCCGCUGACUGAUUCACCUGCAUUUUACUCACGACAUCUUAAGUGCUAUAUAAAAUACGUUACAUAAAAACAACCAUCCCUCUU
Molecule: messenger RNA, 6563 nt
Organism: Oreochromis aureus
Lineage: Eukaryota; Metazoa; Chordata; Actinopteri; Cichliformes; Cichlidae
Product: leucine rich adaptor protein 1-like
Exons: 2
Coding region: 260-856 (198 amino acids)
Biological process (GO): positive regulation of canonical NF-kappaB signal transduction
Source: RefSeq, a predicted model, not a curated record